CUCGGAAUUGCCUCGGAAAUUCCUCGGUAUAUUCCGAGGAAUUCAUUUUCUGUCGGAACGUCCGUCAGAACACCGCUGUUUUCUUGUAGUGUAGGUUUCUCUUUUUGUUUAAAUAUUUUGAAAUAAAACAGGUUUUGCUAUAUAUAAUUGAUUUUUUUUUGCUAAUGUACAAUUGAUUUCUAGUAAACCUACGAUUAUAAAAUUAAUGGUGACGUAAAAAAACUGAAGGUUGUGAAAACUGUUCAAGAAAAUCCACAAUAAAUAGCAAAACCAAAUUAAUGAAUUAAAAAUAUAUGCAAAAGCCUAUAAACCUCGCAUGAGAGCAUCUCCAAUGUAAAACUCCAUUUUUUCCUCCAAAAUGGAGUAAAAGUGAAAAUGGUAUAAAAUUACUCCAAUCCUAUUCCAUUUCCCACUCCAUAAUGGAGUGAUAGAACAAACAAAAAAUAGAUUACUCCAUUUAUGGAGUAAACUUUAUUAUGGAGUGAGAUAUGAAGUUGGGUUGGAGCAUUCCUUACUCCAUAUUCACUUUUAUUCCAUUUUAGAGGAAAAAAUGGAGUAGGGAUGGAGAUGCCCUGAGAAUCUGGGUUAGUUGACAUUUUUAUAUUUAUCCUCGUAUAAUCCUAACAUCUAACUUUUUGAUUAUUAAUCAACCAUAUACAUGUAAAGUAAAUACCUAAUGGUCCAUGAAGAUAGAUUUUCACCUGAGAAUUUCGAAAGUUGGAUCAGUUGAAUAACCCAUGUCAUAAUGCUUUUGUGUGGACGUGCAUAAGUUUUAUAAUCCUAAUAUAUGAGUCAGAUUUGCCUUUCAUUUUUGUUGUGGAUCCCAUCAUGUUCUCUCCACUGAGCCAAACGACUGAAGACUUAGUAUGUUCGCUAGAUCUUGUGAUCUAUAAAUAGAAUAUAUCAUUGCAUACAAGUCAUCACACUCUCUCUCAACUUCAUCCCAUUUUGCAUCUCUCGCUCUCUGUUUCUCUCUGUUUCUCGAUCCUAAACCCCCCCCCCCCCCCCCAACGAGUUACCUUUCUCCUCAUCAAUACCCUGCGAUGGAGAAUUUAAUCCUCAAACAAGCUCUUAUCAUGCUCCUAAUAAUAUUUUCAUCACCAAUAUUGAGUACUCAGGCCCGAAUCCUCCAUGCAGAUAGAGUUGCAAACAUGGGCACUAUAAAUAGUCAGGUUCUCCUACGUGAGCUCGGGUUUGAUCUCUCCAAGUUCAAAGGAUAUAAUGAAAGGAGGUUUUUAGUAGAUUCGGAAAGGGUUUCACCGGGAGGACCUGACCCGCAACAUCAUUGAAUGAUCUAUACGGAUAUUUUACUUGACCGGAGAUUCAAGCACAAUAAUUGUGACUGAUCCAUGCAGGUCAUCUAAUAUCGCCAUUUAUAUGCUUUUCUUCUCUCGUUUUCCCCUUCAUAAAUCUGACGUACAAUUUUGUUGUAUCAAGGUUUUGGUGUUCUUGUACCUCCUUGUCUUAAUACAUCAAACUUUUUCUCUGUAUGUUUUCGUGUGUCUCCAAUGAGUUACCUUUUAUGUAACAGCAAUUGGCUUAUAAAUAAUAUUCCCCGGUUUGAGUUUUA
Messenger RNA from Brassica rapa (field mustard), 1570 nucleotides. RefSeq names its product CLAVATA3/ESR (CLE)-related protein 6. The record is from RefSeq and is a predicted model, not a curated record. NCBI's taxonomy places the organism in Eukaryota, Viridiplantae, Streptophyta, Magnoliopsida, Brassicales, Brassicaceae.